This is a messenger RNA of Diuraphis noxia (Russian wheat aphid), 1575 nucleotides long. RefSeq names its product fatty acyl-CoA reductase wat-like. Gene Ontology annotation, cellular component: peroxisome. NCBI's taxonomy places the organism in Eukaryota, Metazoa, Arthropoda, Insecta, Hemiptera, Aphididae. The record is from RefSeq and is a predicted model, not a curated record. Gene Ontology annotation, biological process: long-chain fatty-acyl-CoA metabolic process. Gene Ontology annotation, molecular function: alcohol-forming very long-chain fatty acyl-CoA reductase (NADP+) activity.
GGACAACGAUUCUGAUAUCAAAGACGGUCUGUUAGCCUUUAUUAUUUGAGUUAACCAGGCUACAUAUCUCAGAAUUUCUCGCAUGUGUUACAAGUUACAACUUGUAACAAACCUAACAUGGAAGUAAGUAUAACUGAAUCGUUUAGGAAUCGGAUCGUUUUUGUAACUGGAAGUACAGGAUUUUUGGGAAAAAUACUCACUGAAAAAUUACUCAGAUCUUGUUCAUUGGAAAAAAUUGCACUGCUUGUUAGAAGUAAAAAAGGACUCGAUCCAAGCCAGAGGGUAGCAGAUAUCUGCAAUCAGUCUAUGUUUGACCGCCUUCGAAUUGAAAAGCCCAACUUCAUGACUAAGAUAAAAAUUAUUGAUGGARAUUUGGAACAACCCUCACUAGGUUUAUCAUCAAAUGAUCGUGAUUGGUUGAUCGAAAAUGUGAAUUUCAUUUUUCACUGUGCUGCAACAAUCAAAUUCAACGAACCUCUUUCAGUAGCAAUAAGGAUAAACAUUCAAGGAACAGAAAAUCUAUUAGAACUAUCAACGAAAAUUAAUAAUCUUAAGGGUUUUGUUCAUGUAUCAACCGCUUAUUCACAUUGCCCAAGAAAUGAAAUCAAAGAAGAAUUUUAUCCCGUUUCGAUAUCAGCCAAAGAAUUGAAAAAUGUAAUUAAACGAGAUAAAAAUACACACAACGUUUUAGUAGAUUGGCCCAAUACAUAUACUUUCACUAAAGCACUAAUGGAAAACGUAAUAUCAACAAAUGAUAAUCAUUUACCGAUCUCAAUAUUUCGUCCUUCAAUUAUAGGGUGCACAAAAUCUGAACCAGAACCAGGUUGGCUGGUUAAUAUGAAUGGAUUAUCUGGGGUAGUUACUCCAAUAAUCGUCGGAUUUUUAAGAACAAUUCAACUGUCCAAAAACAAAAUAACUGAUAUUGUCCCAGUUGACUACGCUGUCAAUGCACUAAUUAGUGUAAUGUGGGAUACGGUAAAUAGACAUCGAGAUGGCGACAGACGAAAUAAGGUACCAAAAAUUUAUAAUUACGUGUCUAGUGUUGAAAGCUCAAUGAAUUGGGGCGAGUUCUUACAAUACACAUAUGAAACGUACCACCAGGUGCCUCCAUUGGGAUCAAUGUGGUAUAUAUUUUGUAUAUUUUCUGCUAAUCGAUGGGUCGUUAGUAUUUCGAGAUUUUUUUUACACCGAAUUCCUGGGGCGAUUGUUGACUUAUCAUUCAUUAUUCGUGGAAAAAAACCAAAAAUGCUGAAAAUGUAUGAAAAUAUGGAAAAUAUGACUGAUUUGCUUAUAAAGUUUACGACGAGUGAAUGGAAAUUUGACAAUAGCAAUACUCGAGAAUUAUGGUCAUUACUAAGUAAAGAAGACCGCAAAACAUUUUGGUUUAGUUUCGAAGAUUUCGAAUGGAAAUCAUACAUAAAAUGUAUGGUUUACGGGAUUAGGAAACACAUUUUACACGAAGACUUAAGUAACAUGACGAGAGCAUUGUCAAAAAAUCGAAGGUUAUUUUGGUUGCAUCUGUUGUGCAUUUUCUUUAUUAUAAUAUACAUCAUAUUUCAAGUAUAUUGGAUGGAU